AUGGCGGAACUUGCAGCCCUUAGUGUCGCUGCUAGCAUUCUUCAGGUUAUCGAUAUCAGCGUUAGGGUUGCUGAGCGUCUCAAUGAAUAUCGCAAGAAAGAGGACAGUCUGCCCACUGCUUUCAAACAUGUCAGCACCCGACUACCUAUCUUUGUUCUUAAGCUUCGAGAUACGAAUGCGAAAGUUGAGGAUAUGACAGAUGAUGCAAGGAGAGCAUUAAAGCCCGCGAUCGAAGAGUGCUUCAAUCAGAUCAAGAAGUUGGAGACGAUAAUUGACAAGGUUUUGUUUAAACCUGGUGAUAAAGGAGCUACACGUAGCUGGAAGUCCAUCAAAAGCGUUAAAUACGACAGCGAUGUGAGCGAGCUAGAUAAAGUCAUUCGGAGAUACAUGGAAGCCAUGAACUAUGGCCUAUCGAGCGUGGCACUCCAUUCGAGUAAUGAGAAAUCCUCACUACAACCAACAAGCACUUGUCCAUUUGAGCGAGAGGCGGACUUCGUGGAGCGAGACGUCAUGUGUGACGUUACGACGCGAUGUCAAGCCGGGUCAAGGUCAGCUUUGAUAGGUAUUGGCGGCGCUGGCAAGUCACGCAUAGCUAUCGAAUACAGCUAUCGCGUAAGAAAAGCCGCACCGGAUACUUGGGUGUUUUGGGUGACAUUCGAUACGCCAGCCACUGUCGCUCAGGACUUCCGGAAGAUAGCGAAGGCAGUCGGUCUUCGAGGCUGGGACGAGAAAGCGGCAGACAUCUUUACUAUGGUACAUGAUUGGCUCAAAGACGACUCUAACGGUCCAUGGACCCUGAUCCUGGAUAAUGUCGACUCUGUUGACGUUCUGACUGCGCCUGCCCCAAGAGUCACAUCCAGUAAUAGCAUUGACGAUGAUUCAUCCAUGCCGCAGAUUCGAAACUUUAUCACUACUUCGACAAAAGGGUCUAUUCUCGUCACAUCAAGGAAUAUCGAGGCUGCGCAGAUGAUCACCGGAAACUGCGCAUACCACAUUGAUGUCGAUGAGAUGAAUGAGUCUGAAGCGAUUGCUCUCUUGAAGAAGAAGCUCAGCAGCAAGGUUAUCUAUACCGAAGCUGAAGCUGCUGAGCUUGUCAAGUCAGUCGACUUCAUGCCAUUAGCAAUAUCUCAAAUUGCGACAAACAUCAGCAUGAACUAUCCACGCCUCACACUUUCGAAGGCCACUGAGAGAAUUCAGGCACCGAGUGAAGAAACAGUGCAGCUCUUAGAAACAAGUGCGCACGAAACAAGUCGAGAUACUAGAAGGACUAACUCGAUUGUCAAGACUUGGCACCUAUCCUUUCAGUAUGUGCGCCAAACGCAUCCUUCGGCUGCAAGACUUCUGUCGCUGAUGUGUUUGUUCGGUCGACAGGGCAUUCCGGAAACGCUUCUCACCGGUCAAUAUGGCGAGGAAGUAACCGCCUCAGCAACCCCACUUCAGCCCCGCCUGAAUUGGUGGAAGCGAAUCAGACGGCGGCGAUUAUACCUAAGGCGACGCCAGCGUGUGGCUCAGCAGAAGGCAACUGGUAGUAAAACCACCACGUCUGCUUGUUUCGACGAGGAUUGGAGAGUGCUUACAAACUUUGCGCUUAUCAGAACGAACAUCGACGGAUGUCAUUUCAGUAUGCACAGGCUAGUGCAAUACACUACUAAGAGGUGGUUGGAGAUCAACCGAGAGCUGAAGGCCUGGAUGCAAAGAUAUGUCUCCAUCAUUCGAGAUUGCUUUCCGAAGCCAGAACACGACAAUUGGCAGGUUUGCCAGUACCUCUUCCCGCACGCUCAGCAGGCCGCCAGCUACCGGCCAGAGGAUAGAGUCUUGCUUCUGACGUGGGCACCCCUUAUCCAAAUGAUAUCACGAUUUGCAUAUGUGAUAGGGGAUUAUAGCUCAGCGGAGGAUCUGGGUCGCACGGCACUGGCAACACUGGAAGAGGUUCAAGGUCCUCAUUGUGAAGAUACCCUUCGCAGUUACCACCAACUCGGUCUAGCGAUCAGCGUUCUCAAUCGACAUAACGAAUCGGAGAAGAUGUUUCGAAGGGCACACGAAGGCAGACUGACUUUGCUGGGCUCCGACCACUUGGAUACACUAGACAGUGCAAAUCAGCUGGGAGCACGAUUGAACAAGCAGGGAAAGUACGAAGAAGGCGAGGCCAUACACAUGCGCACGAUUGAGGGAUACGAAAGAGUUUAUGGACCUCGCAGUAUCGAGACGCAGUCGCUCAUGGCCGGACUUGCGCUCACAUACAUGAACAACGAGCGUUUCGAGCAGGCUACAGCGAUCCAUCGACGAGUGCACGCUAUACAGAAAGAAGCUUAUGGCGAAGAGACCAAUGAUACAUACCAGGGCUUACGUGCUUUGGGCGCCUUGCUCAACAUGCAAGGCAAAGCCGCCGAAGCCGAGAACAUACAUCGUCAGGUUGUAGAGUACAGGACGAGAACAUCUGGACUGGACCACUCGGAGACAAUUAAGAGUGUGAACUUUCUAUGCGAAUCGCUCAUCAAGCAACGCAAGCUGGACGAGGCAGUGGCGCAAUAUCGUAGCGUCAUCGACAUAUAUACCGACCUCGAUGAGAAGGCGCGACAAGAAGCCUUGCUGACAAUGAAUAGUCUCGCUGAGACGCUUGUCCAACAAGGCCAUCUCGAUCAAGCGGAAGCUGUCUGCCGUCGCCUCGUUUUGGAGAGUGAAAGACUGCUGGGAGCUGAUGACUGUGAUACCUUGAUUGGUGUUCAUACGCUCGCAGACACCCUUUCCAAGCAAGAGCGAUAUGGAGAGGCUCUACAAUUAUAUGAGCGGGCUUACAUUGGUACCGAGAAGCGUUGUGGCGCAGACCAUCCUGACACGAAAGAGUUUUUGGAAGAUUUCAAUCGUGCGAAGAGGACCAUGUUAGUGUAG
Messenger RNA from Alternaria alternata, 2889 nucleotides. Its product is annotated as TPR-like protein. Gene Ontology annotation, molecular function: protein binding. NCBI's taxonomy places the organism in Eukaryota, Fungi, Ascomycota, Dothideomycetes, Pleosporales, Pleosporaceae. Bases 1 to 2889 code for a protein of 962 amino acids. The transcript has 3 exons. The record is from RefSeq and is a predicted model, not a curated record.